AUGCAGGAAAGUCUACUAUUGGUGGACAGAUAAUGUAUUUAACAGGGAUGGUAGACAAGAGGACCCUGGAAAAGUAUGAGAGAGAAGCCAAGGAGAAGAACAGAGAAACUUGGUAUCUGUCAUGGGCUCUUGAUACAAACCUUGAAGAACGAGACAAGGGAAAGACAGUAGAAGUUGGUAGAGCGUACUUUGAGACAGAGCAGAAACAUUUCACAAUUCUUGAUGCCCCAGGUCACAAGAGCUUUGUCCCUAACAUGAUUGGUGGAGCUUGUCAAGCUGACCUUGCUGUUUUGGUUAUAUCAGCACGAAAAGGUGAAUUUGAAACAGGCUUUGAACGAGGUGGUCAGACGAGAGAGCACGUCAUGCUGGCUAAGACAGCAGGUAUUAAACAUCUUAUUAUUCUCAUUAACAAGAUGGAUGACUCCACAGUACAGUGGUCAGAAAAACGCUAUAAUGAAUGUAAGGAGAAACUCGUCCCUUACUUAAAAAAGGUUGGGUUUUAUAGCAAAGAUAUCACAUUCAUGCCAUGUUCAGGGCUAACUGGUGCUAACCUUCGAGACCCAAUUGAUGAAAAUGUAUGCAGUUGGUUUAAGGGCCCAGCCUUUAUUCCAUAUAUCAACGAUCUGCCUCCCUUGAAUCGUAAUGUGACUGGACCUUUCAUGAUGCCUAUAGUUGAUCGCUACAAUGACAGAGGAACAAUUGUCAUGGGUAAAGUGGAAUCUGGUGGCUGCAAGAAAGGGGAUAACCUUCUUGUGAUGCCAAAUAAGACUAUGGUAAAUAUAGAUUUACUAUGGAGAGAUGAAGAUGAAGUAUCAGCAGUAAGGUGUGGGGAGAAUGUCAAAGUUAAGCUGAGAGGAGUAGAAGAAGCUGAUGUUGCACCUGGAUUUGUCCUAUGUGAUCCCAGCAGCCCUUGCAAGACAGGAAAGAUAUUUGAUGCUCAG
Messenger RNA from Penaeus monodon (black tiger shrimp), 941 nucleotides. It is a transcript of the gene eRF3, whose product is annotated as eukaryotic peptide chain release factor GTP-binding subunit ERF3A-like. The record is from RefSeq and is a predicted model, not a curated record. Gene Ontology annotation, cellular component: translation release factor complex. Gene Ontology annotation, biological process: translation. NCBI's taxonomy places the organism in Eukaryota, Metazoa, Arthropoda, Malacostraca, Decapoda, Penaeidae. Gene Ontology annotation, molecular function: GTPase activity; translation release factor activity; GTP binding.